Molecule: messenger RNA, 1909 nt
Organism: Penaeus indicus
Lineage: Eukaryota; Metazoa; Arthropoda; Malacostraca; Decapoda; Penaeidae
Gene: Pop2
Product: CCR4-NOT transcription complex subunit 7-like
Exons: 7
Coding region: 128-1117 (329 amino acids)
Cellular component (GO): CCR4-NOT complex; P-body; CCR4-NOT core complex
Molecular function (GO): nucleic acid binding; poly(A)-specific ribonuclease activity
Source: RefSeq, a predicted model, not a curated record
CUGUCAGCUGUGCGAGAGGCAACAAGAGCAAGGGAUUGUUUGUUUACAUGUUCAGACUCCCAUUUCCCUCUCAUUAAAUCCACGAGGAGCCUGAAGUUUAUUCCCGAGCACUUGUGAGCACUUUUGAAUGGUUCAAAGUGUAAUGCCUAGUAUAACAGGGCCGUUCGUGCUGGGCGGUGGAAGUAGCGGAGCCGGGGACAGGGAGAGCGGCGAUGGAGGAGGCAACCGCGGCGGAGGCCGGAACAGCAGCGUGUCAAGACCAAUGUCAAACGAGGAGUGUGGCAUUCGGGAGGUGUGGGCACACAACAUGGAGGAGGAGUUCCACCACAUCCGCCGCAUUGUGCACCAGUACCCCUACGUGGCCAUGGACACAGAAUUCCCUGGCGUGGUGGCCCGGCCAAUAGGCGAAUUCAGAAGUAACGCAGACUACCAAUAUCAGUUAUUGCGGUGUAAUGUGGACCUCCUGAAGAUCAUCCAACUAGGUCUAACAUUCCUCGACGAACAAGGGAAAACGCCGCCAGGGUUUAGCACUUGGCAGUUCAAUUUCAAGUUCAAUCUCACGGAGGACAUGUAUGCUCAAGACAGUAUAGACCUGCUACAAAAUUCUGGCCUACAGUUCAAAAAACACGAGGAAGACGGAAUCGAACCCGUCGACUUUGCCGAGCUCCUCAUGACCUCGGGAAUCGUCCUCUUCGACAAUAUCAAGAUGCUGUCCUUCCACAGUGGGUACGAUUUUGGCUAUCUGCUGAAGCUCUUGACAGACCAGAACCUGCCCUGUGAAGAGAGUGAAUUCUUCGAGCUUUUAAGACUCUACUUCCCAUCAAUAUACGAUGUUAAGUACCUGAUGAAAUCCUGUAAAAACCUCAAGGGAGGCCUGCAGGAAGUGGCUGAGCAGUUGGAGCUGGAGCGCGUGGGGCCACAGCAUCAGGCAGGCUCAGAUUCCCUUCUCACAGGUGCUGCAUUUUUCAAGAUGAAAGAGAUGUUCUUCGAGGACAAGAUUGACGACGCAAAAUACUGCGGCCACUUGUACGGCCUUGGAACAUCUUUUGUUGUUAAUGGGAACUCCAACACCUCCUAUGACAACGGACACACCUCGGACUCCACCUCGAAUUCAUAGUGCAAGGUCGCGGUGCCAUCACUGGCGCAAGUGCCAUGUACACAGACCAACACAGACCAAUAACGUCCCACGGAAGAACUUUUCCCCUAUUUUUUUUUUUUUUUUUAUUCUUUAUUUUUUUUUAAGUUGAAAUAUGUUUUUCGAUCUUCCUUGUGACUGAACCAGCAGAUCAAGUGAAGAACAAGAGAAAAAAAAAAUAGAACACUCGUUGUCGGACGGAUAAUUGCUUGCCGACUUCCUCUUAAACGCACUGCCCCAUCUGCAGCAUCUCUUGCAGGGAUGUGAUGCUACUGGUGCUGCCUUUUUGCACCAUCUUUUUCUCUUUCUUUGAUCAUUUCCUCUGUCUCUCCUUUGUCGUCUUUCAUUUUUUCGUCAGCCGUUUCUGCUUAGUCUUCCUCAUUUCUUCUCUACUCCUGUCUUUCAUUUUUUUCUCUAUUGGUAUCCUCAAUUUUUUUUAUACAUAUAUGUAGAAAAAUGUUAUUGAAUAUAACAGAUCCAUAGACUGGUGAAUAAUUAAUGGAUUUGAUAACACAACUUGAUAAUUUAUAUGGAGACGAGUCCUUUUUUUUUUUUCUUCUUCUUUUUAAAAAAAAAUUUUUUGAUGCUUGCUUUAGCUCUCUCGUCCUGUCUCUUUCUCUUUCUCUGAUUCCUCCGCAAUAAAAGAUUGAUUUCCAACCACAGUAAGAGUUACUGAAUAUUAGGUAUGGGGGGGAUAAGGGAGGGGCACUGAAUAGGGAAUCAAGCAAUAGCAUUUAACCCAAGCCCUAAAGUAAACAAAACACAAAAAAAAAA